Molecule: messenger RNA, 1683 nt
Organism: Plasmodium gonderi
Lineage: Eukaryota; Apicomplexa; Aconoidasida; Haemosporida; Plasmodiidae
Exons: 3
Coding region: 1-1683 (560 amino acids)
Source: RefSeq, a predicted model, not a curated record
AUGCAUAAAAUUCUUACUUUUUAUUAUGUUUUAAUAACUCUUUUCUUCUUUCAUAAUGAAGCAAAAAUUAUUGAAGGGAAUUUAAGCAUUUCCCCAGAAAAACAUGAAAAUAGAUAUAUUUCCUUGGAUAAAAACAACAUAAAUGAUUUCAUCAAAGUGAGGGAGAACAAAUAUCUUUUUAACGUUACGUGUAGAACUUCAAAAAUUUUAAAUAACAUAAAGGGUUUCUUCCUAACCAAGGUGAAUUCCACUCUAGAUGUGCUAGACAUGUUCCGAUCAGACAAUGUAAACCCCGAAAAUGUUGAAACAAUUGAAAAUAUAAUAGAAAGAACGUGGGAUAGAGAGAACAAGGAAUUUAUAAUUACAACAAAAAGGCUAAUUGAGCAGUACACAGAUAGCGACUUGUUCAUUUUACAAAUAGGAUUGAAUAGCAUUGCAUCAGUAAUACUUGACAAACCAGAAAAUGCAAUAUUUAUAGAAGAAAAUAUGGAAGUGUGUAAAAAUUUUUUUUUUCACAAAAAUAAUAGGUGUUUGUUACUUUUGAAAGGAAUUGAAUUUUAUUGUAACAAUUAUGAUGAAGCAGAGAAUAAGAAAAACAUAUAUGAAACCGUAGAUUUAAUAACAAAAAUAUAUCAAAAUAGAAACAACCAAGUGAUAGAUGUUCUCAUUAUAAGUCAUAAAUACCCAGUUGCAAUAUUAUAUUAUGUGUAUCCAUAUUUGGAUUCUUCUACUCUUGUCAUUUUAAUGGACAAUUUAAAUCAUAAAAUGAAAGAGGCCAUUUUUGAGUAUUACAAUUUUAUUGGUGAAGCAGAUUUUUCCAGAAGUUUUGAAAAGAAUUUUUUUAAAUCCUACGGGGAAGAAGUAUACAAUAAUGGUGAUACUAAUGAACAACAAUAUGGAGAUGAAGAGGUUAAUCAGAAAUAUCAAUACAACCAAGAUGUGUAUAUUUAUAGCAAAAUGAAACAAUCCCCCUUUUAUGUAAUCACUUUGAACCCCAAAAUAAUGAUGAACCCAGCUGAAAAUCGCUAUAAAUUUUUUAUUUCAAAGGAAUACACUUCUUCAUACGAAACUAAAAUUACAAAUAUGAUAAAAGACAUAGAAAAAAUAUUAAAAUUAAAUACAACUUUUUAUAAACAGCAUAAACUUGUAGUUACAAAUUAUUUUUCAGUUAUAAAUGAAUUUGAAUUUGAUAAUGAUAAGGAUGUGCAGGAAAAUGUAACAGGAAUUUUAACUUCUAUUCUUAAGUCAUUUGGAAGUACAGGAAACAUAAAUAAAAGGAAUUAUAACUACGCUUUAGAAAAUUUAAAAAAUAUAUUUGAAAUGAUGCUAUAUAAUGUGUAUAAUAAGUCCAAAUUUAAAAAAUUAUUUACACCCUUAAUCGAUUUUUUUAAAUUAUAUUUAAAUAAAAAUGACAACAAUUAUAUUAGCUAUGAGUUUCUACUUUACGGUUUGAUUAAAAAUUCAGACCACGUUGCUUCAUACGAACUAAAAGAAUUGCUAUUUCUAGAUGUGCUAAGAGAUGUUUCAAAAAAAGUGAAUCAGUUAUCCAUAGGUGAAGUUUUGCAAAUCGUUACAAAGUUAAAUAUAUUGCUAAAAAAACUUAGAUCAAGGGAGGAUAUUAGCCACGUCAAGGAAUAUGUCAAGAAACAAUUUAGUAUCGACUACAUUAAUUACGAGCUAUAG